Molecule: messenger RNA, 2247 nt
Organism: Cercocebus atys (sooty mangabey)
Lineage: Eukaryota; Metazoa; Chordata; Mammalia; Primates; Cercopithecidae
Gene: NEK11
Product: NIMA-related kinase 11
Exons: 14
Coding region: 254-1657 (467 amino acids)
Biological process (GO): protein phosphorylation
Molecular function (GO): protein kinase activity; ATP binding
Source: RefSeq, a predicted model, not a curated record
GCCCCGCGCCGUCUCCCUGGCGACGGUUCCAAACACCCGUGGCCCGCCGUCUCUGGCGGUCGGUGGGUGCGGUUGCCCCUAGUUUGAGGCCUGCUCUAUUACUGGCAAGACUUGGGCAAGCCCCGGGGGCCGCUCCGACCACAACAGGGAAAGGAAUUGACCAACACUGUUUGGAUGAAUUUGACCAUUUCUUAGGAGACUCGAAUGUUAAGUUUCUAUAAAUGAAUGAACCAGUUCUCUGUUGUUUGGAGCAAUGCUGAAAUUCCAAGAGGCAGCUAAGUGUGUGAGUGGAUCAACAGCCAUUUCCACUUAUCCAAAGACCUUGAUUGCAAGAAGAUAUGUGCUUCAACAGAAACUUGGCAGUGGAAGUUUUGGAACUGUCUAUCUGGUUUCAGACAAGAAAGCCAAACGAGGAGAGGAAUUAAAGGUACUUAAGGAAAUAUCUGUUGGAGAACUAAAUCCAAAUGAAACUGUGCAGGCCAAUUUGGAAGCCCAGCUCCUCUCCAAGCUGGACCACCCAGCCAUUGUCAAGUUCCAUGCAAGUUUUGUGGAGCAAGAUAAUUUCUGCAUUAUCACGGAGUACUGUGAGGGCCGAGAUCUGGACUAUAAAAUUCAGGAAUAUAAAGAAGCUGGAAAAAUCUUUCCAGAUAACCAAAUAAUAGAAUGGUUUAUCCAACUGCUGCUGGGAGUUGACUACAUGCAUGAGAGGAGGAUACUUCAUCGAGACUUAAAGUCAAAGAAUAUAUUUCUGAAAAAUAAUCUACUUAAAAUUGGAGAUUUUGGAGUUUCUCGACUCCUAAUGGGAUCCUGUGACCUGGCCACAACGUUAACUGGAACUCCCCAUUAUAUGAGUCCUGAGGCUUUGAAACACCAAGGCUAUGACACAAAGUCGGACAUCUGGUCACUGGCAUGCAUUUUAUAUGAGAUGUGCUGCAUGAAUCAUGCAUUCGCUGGCUCCAAUUUCUUAUCCAUUGUUUUAAAAAUUGUUGAAGGUGACACACCUUCUCUCCCUGAGAGAUAUCCAAAAGAACUAAAUGCCAUCAUGGAAAGCAUGUUGAACAAGAAUCCUUCAUCAAGACCAUCUGCUAUCGAAAUUUUAAAGAUCCCUUACAUUGAUGAGCAGCUACAGCACCUAAUGUGUAGACAUUCAGAAAUGACUCUGGAAGACAAGAAUUUGGAUUGUCAGAAGGAGGCUGCUCGCUUAAUUAAUGCCAUGCAAAAAAGGAUCCACCUGCAGACUCUGAGGGCACUGUCAGAAGUACAGAAAAUGACUCCAAGAGAAAGGAUGAGGCUGAGAAAGCUCCAGGCAGCUGAUGAGAAAGGCAGGAAGUUGAAAAAGAUUGUGGAAGAAAAAUAUGAAGAAAAUAGCAAACGAAUGCAAGAAUUGAGAUCUCGGAACUUUCAGCAGCUGAGUGUUGAUGUACUCCAUGAAAAAACACAUUUAAUAGGAAUGGAAGAAAAGGAGGAGCAACCUGAGGGAAGACUUUCUUGUUCACCCCAGGACGAGGAUGAAGAGAGGUGGCAAGACAGGGAAGAGGAAUUUGAUGAACCGACUUUAGAGAACCUGUCUGAACCUCAGCCUAUUCCUUCCAUGGACCUCCGCAAACUUGAAUCAAUUGUAGAGGAUGCCACAUCUGACCUUGGAUAUCAUGGAUAACCAUGGAAUCACUGCGUUCAGUAAGGAAAAUAAUUUUAAUGAAUCUGCGAGCCUUUAAUGCUGACACUUUCUCUACGGUUAUGGCAUAAAACAGAGCAUCCACAUCCACCAAAAGAAGCCUUGUACAGGCACCAUGCCAUAACGUGACCUGGUUACCUGGUUCUGUCGACGGCGGGCAUCAGUGUCUUCACCCAAAGAGUCAGGCUCUCCAGAGAGGUUUGAAAAUUUCAGACAAAGUGAAGAUGACAAUGAUUUUCUCAGAAUGAUGAUGAGAACUCUACCAGAGAAUUGUAGACAGUUUACCAUGAAUACAUAGAGACAAAGAGCUUUUCCAGAUAGGCUGUAAGAUGUAGUAGUUGCAGGUUUCUAUUUGUUAAGAAACUUUUUAUUUUUAAACUUAACAAAGGUUUAAUAGCUUUAACUUUUAAAAAAUUUAUGCACAAAUACCUUGGUCCUAAACCAAAUAUUAACAAGUCACAGAGCAAAAAGUAAAACAGCUAAUAAAAAUAUUAAAAUCAUUAGAGUUACUCAUAACUUUUAAAAUUCAAUUAAAAUGAAUACAAUAACACAUUUAUCGAUCACACAAGCAA